This is a messenger RNA of Echinococcus granulosus, 3933 nucleotides long. RefSeq names its product Protein timeless. Bases 1 to 3933 code for a protein of 1310 amino acids. The transcript is spliced from 24 exons. The record is from RefSeq and is a predicted model, not a curated record. NCBI's taxonomy places the organism in Eukaryota, Metazoa, Platyhelminthes, Cestoda, Cyclophyllidea, Taeniidae. Gene Ontology annotation, biological process: DNA replication checkpoint signaling; replication fork arrest; DNA repair. Gene Ontology annotation, cellular component: replication fork protection complex. Gene Ontology annotation, molecular function: DNA binding.
AUGUAUUACGGCGGUUCUAUUGUGCUUGAUGGCCAGGUGGUGGGAAUUGACAUGGCAUUGAAAUCAGAUUUGAAGUACGCCGAUUUGCAGGCUUGUUGUGUCUGUUUGGGUUUUCUGGACGAAAAGGAGUAUAAGGUUGACGUUGACGCAGCUGCGUCAAUUCGUUCUAUUUUGCGUUAUCUUCGCAAUGAAAGCGCUAGCUGCGAUAUACGAAGGGAACUUGGCAAUCUGAAGAUCCUAACCAGUGAUCUGAUUCCUUUGCUUAAGGUCAGUAGAGCUGACCCCAUUCUUUUUGAUCUUGUGGUUCGACUAAUGGUGAGUCUUACUCAACCCGCUGUUGUCUGUUUCCACAACGAAAUUCCCAAUGAUCGCGACCUCUAUGCGGCUUUCCUUAAAGUAGACGCUAUUCUCAAGGAGUAUAAACACGCCUUCGCUGACGAGCAACUCUUCCGGGUUCUCGCUGAAUGCGUGGAGGAUUUAUUUAACAAGCCCUGGGAAGAUCGAAGUAAUGACGACAGAUUGUUGAUUGAGCGCAUUCUUAUUUUGAUUCGUAAUGUUCUUCACAUCUCGCCCGAUGCUACUACGGAACACCGAACUGAUGAUGAUGUGUCGGUUCACGAUCAACUGUUAUGGACCAUUCAUCUCUCUGGAUGGGAUGAUCUGCUUCUCUUCCUUGCCAACGCUAAGGAUGAGCUCAACGUGUUCGCAUUUCACAUUCUCGAAAUCACUUCUCUCAUGCUUCGCGAAAAGACUCCUGAACAGCUUGCAAGUGCUGGCUCUCCCUUGACUGAUAUCGACCCCAGCAUACGGGUUCUUGAAAGGUGUCGUUUGAGGGAGCAAGAGGAAAAACGUGCAGCACUAGUGCGUUUAAAUAUGCGUCAUAAUCGAUUUGGCGGUACAUUUGAACUGCUUAAUACACAGUCGAUCUCGUGUCGCCCUCUCAUCUACCAUCACGAUGUGACCGUUCCGCUGCGUCGAAGUCGUCUGAUUUGUGCGGGGACUAGUACGAAAUGCACGGACUUUGUCGCGAUUGACCAGGUCGAUCUGGACCUUGGAAAGCGAAUACGUUGCAAGCCGUGCAGUCGGAAGCCUUUGAUUGAACGCGAAUUUCGUCGACGGUCAGCCCUCAGUGUCCAGCUCUUUCUUCAGAAGUUUUGCUGGCAGUUUCUGUGCAACUGCUACAACCUCUUGAUGCAUGCGGCACGUGGGGCUAUUCUACGUCAGAGUACCCAAGCCAAUGAUGAGACCUACUACCUUUGGUCUAUGCGAUUCUUCAUGGCUUUCUGCCGUCUUUACAGAUUCCGCCCACAGUAUCUCAGCGAGUCACUAAACGCAAACGUAUUCAACUGGGUCUACACUCUCUCCAUGGGCUAUCGUGAGGCCCUCCUCACCGACAGACGCGGAGGAGCGCGAAAUCAAAAUGCCCUCCAGUAUAGCCGGCGCUUGGCACUUGCCGUUUCCGCCUAUCUUCAGUUCCUUCUUUGUCUGAAGGAGAUGUUUAAGCCCUCUAAACAGGAGGUGCGGGAGAAGGGAUUAAAUGGUUGCGGAGGUGAUGACGAGGAAGAAGAGGAGCAGGAAACUUUGGAGGCACGAGAGCCUCAAUUACGUGUUCAAAAGCAGGUGGCUGAGUCAUUGAUGUCGAACAUCUUUUACGUUGCUGAGUAUCAGGAUCUCUUUGUGUCCUUAUUAAAGGAGUACAAUGAAUCGACUCAGUCGAAAGAAUACUUAGUUGAACUAGUUGAGGGCGCACAUCUCUUCAUAAACCUUCUAACUGCGCAAGCAAAGUCCAUGGCAACCUUCAUUGUAUCGCGUCAUCAAAGGCGUCGUCAUCGCAGCGAGAAGAGGCGUCUAAAAUAUGCGGCUCAUCGGGAGCGCCGAAAGGAGCUAGUUGAAGCUCGAAAACGGCUUCUCAAACGCGCCAAUGAAACCCCCGAAGAGCGCAGUGCUCUUUUGGCACGUAUCUGGAUUCCCCUCUCCUCCAAUCUCAUCUCUGCUCUUAGUGGCACCCCCCAAAUUAUGUCUUCUAAUGAUGAUCUUCCUCAGUUAUUUGACCCAGCUGAUGUCUCUGCAGACGGCGAAUCGAUGGCCGCUCAACUGCGCAAUGCCAUUCGCUUGGUCCACACUAGUCUCCAUGACAAUCAAGCCGCACGUUCUCUCGCCAUCGCCCGGUCCAUGUGGGAUAUUUGGCCGGAAGCAUCACCGUGCAACGAUGCAGAGGAGGAGGAUGAAGAAGCGAAGGAAGAUUUGGCCAAGGAGAAAGCGCGUGCCAUUGAGGCUGGAUUGGAACCUCCACAAGUUUUAGAAUACUUGGCUCUACGAAAAAUCUUUCUCCUCGACUUGACGGGCAUGAUUUAUCUACGAACCGAAGAACUAGCUGUCACUGAAGCAGCGAUUCAAGAAGAGACGUGGAACAUUGGUGACGCGGAGGAGUCGUUUCGUCAAGAAUUGGAAAAUUCAGAUGAUGAACACAGUUUCGAAGUCCUUGAUAAAGAGGUCGCCUUUGACAUUCAUACCUUCCUUCUUCGUUUUACCCACCCUCACAUUAUUCGUUCGCUGACAUGUCUGCUGGCAAACUAUGCGCUAAAUCCGCCUUUGACAAAUACACAUCUUGUGUAUCUGCUCCACAAGAUCGCGGUGAAGCAGCACCUUCCAGGAAUUCUCUUCCAACUGCGGCUUUUUUACAUUUUUCAGACCAUUAUCAAAGACCCUGUUGUCGAGAAGCUAGAAGAAUUUAAGGAGAUGUUGUGCUUCAUCAAGUACAUUCUUCGCAAAUUUUUCGCGACCUUUAAACGUUCCCACCUAGUUGGUGUGGAGGCACUCUUCCUAAAGUCCACCAGAGAAGCCGCCGAAGCGUACAGCGGCUACGGCACUUACGAAAGUGGGCAUAAGAAGUCGCACUGGACUGCUGAGCUGGACAAGGAGCUGGACCAGCUUUUUGAGGCGUGCAGAUAUGAUCCCGUGCCAAAGGGUGAAGAUUUGGUGGAUGUAUUGAAACGCAAUCUCUCGGAUCCUGGAAAGACCCGACGUCAAAUCAUUAUGCGCCUGAUACACCUAGGUAAAGUGGACUCUGCGAAAAAUCUCAAAAUGAUGACUAUCCACUUAGAUGAUGAAAGAGUUGUCGGGCGAAGUCGAAAACGACGACCACCUCGGAGCGAAGAAGAGGCCAACUUGCUCAACUCGUUAUUUUUUAAACGUGACAGUUCUUAUCGACUGGAUGAUGUAAUGGCUGAGUUAAGACCGGAUUUCGGGCAGAGAAUGCGACAGGAAAGCAGUGAAAUGCCUGCAGCAGUAAUUUGGCGAAGCCGUCAGGAAGCUGGACAGAAGUUGAGUGAGCUAGGAUUGGCCGGGGGCGUGAAUGAUUUCGGUCACCACAGACGGCAAACACGUCAUCAAGGGCGCGUUGAAGAGGAAAUCCAAUUAGAAACUUUGGGUGGAGGCAUAUCAAGGAUGAAAAGAGUGGACAGAUCGUUGCGUGGAAGACGAAGACGGAUUAGACGACACGACUCUUCACCAGAAUUGCUUUACGACGCCAAUGAACAUUUCAGUGACGAAGUUUAUCAAAAACCAGCAAACCCUAAAGGUAUCCAUGGUGCCAAUGAGGAGGAACCCCCCAACAGUAAAAGGCCAGGGCGUUCGAUACACCUGGACCCGGAAGACAGUUCAGAAGAGGAUUCAGGCAUGUUCAUACCUAAGACCUCAGUGUCAUCACCACAUCCCACGGCGAAUGAAGAUCACCAAACUGUAAAUUGUGAGAAGCGUCGAAGGGUCGCUUUGGAAUACGGUGAAGGCGAUUUUGAUGAUUUUUCUAACGAGAACCUACUCGACAGGGAAAUCAUCCAAGCAAUCCAAGAGGCUGAGAGCAUGCCUGAAGGCACUAACGAAACAGGGCCUCGGAGAACCUGCAUCUCUGGCAACUCCGAUGAAGAUAACUGA